CUUGGCAGCGGGACGUUCGGCAGCACGUACCGUAUGCGCAAGAAGGACGGUAUCGACGAGCUGCGGUACGCGGUUAAGUUCAUAGACGACAGAGACUCGGAGUUGCCGCAGUCGAAGCUGGCGAUGGAGGCGCGGCUGCUGGCAAAGCUCGACCACCCCCACACGGUGCGCUACUUCGACUCCUUCUGGCACACGGUCAAGGCGCGUGACGAGGACGAGGAGGACAAGUCGCAGUUUAUCAUCGUCAUGGAGCUGCUUUCGGGGGGCUCGCUGGAGCUGAAGAUUAUCACGCCACCGCAGCCGCCGAGCGCAGCGGCCACGUGGGUGCAGCAGGUUGCCUCAGGCCUCGCGUACAUGCACUCGCUCAACCUGCAGCACCGCGACCUCAAGCCGGCCAACGUGAUGCUCGACUCGACGGGCCGCGCAAAGAUCAUCGACUUUGGGCUCGCGUGCGUCUCUUCCGCCUCGCGGUCGCGCACCAAGACCAAGGUGGGCACGAACGCAUACAUGUCGCCGGAGAAGAUCGCGGAGAAGCGGUACGGGCCGGCUGACGACGUGUGGGCCGUCGGCUGCAUCCUCGCCGAGCUUCUGCUUGGCCGC
Molecule: messenger RNA, 600 nt
Organism: Emiliania huxleyi CCMP1516
Lineage: Eukaryota; Haptophyta; Isochrysidales; Noelaerhabdaceae
Exons: 1
Biological process (GO): protein phosphorylation
Cellular component (GO): cytoplasm
Molecular function (GO): ATP binding; protein serine/threonine kinase activity
Source: RefSeq, a predicted model, not a curated record